Scedosporium apiospermum is the source of this 1155-nucleotide messenger RNA. RefSeq names its product Isocitrate dehydrogenase (NAD(+)). The record is from RefSeq and is a predicted model, not a curated record. The coding region runs from base 1 to 1155 and encodes 384 amino acids. Lineage: Eukaryota; Fungi; Ascomycota; Sordariomycetes; Microascales; Microascaceae. Gene Ontology annotation, cellular component: mitochondrion. Gene Ontology annotation, molecular function: isocitrate dehydrogenase (NAD+) activity; NAD binding; magnesium ion binding. The transcript has 5 exons. Gene Ontology annotation, biological process: tricarboxylic acid cycle; isocitrate metabolic process.
AUGCUGGCAGUCAGGAGCUUCUCUAUUACGGCGAGGCACUGUGCUCGCUCGGCGGGUCCUCGGAAAACGGUUAGCGUCGCGAUCCAGGCUCAGCGAUACUAUUCUGCUAGCAAGGAGCGAGUGGCCAAGUUUGAGGGUGUCAAGGAUGUUAAUGGAAACUACACUGUCAGCUUGAUCGAGGGUGAUGGUAUCGGUCCCGAGAUUUCUGCUGCUGUCAAGAACAUUUUCGCUGCUGCCAAGACUCCUAUUCAAUGGGAACCCAUUGAAGUCACUCCCAUUAUCAAGGACGGAAGGUCGGCGAUUCCCGAUGCGGCGAUUGAGAGUAUCGAGAGGAACAAGGUUGCCCUCAAGGGUCCCCUUGCGACCCCUAUUGGCAAGGGCCAUGUCUCGCUUAACCUGACCCUCCGACGAACCUUCAACCUCUUCGCCAACCUCCGACCCUGCCGAUCGAUCGCCGGCUACAAGACCCCCUACGACAACGUCGACACCGUGCUCAUCCGAGAGAACACCGAGGGCGAGUACUCCGGCAUCGAGCACGAGGUCGUUGACGGCGUCGUCCAGUCUAUCAAGCUCAUCACCCGCGAUGCCUCCGAGCGCGUCCUCCGCUUCGCCUUCCAGCACGCCGAGGAGAUCGGCCGCAAGAAGGUCCGCGUAGUACACAAGGCCACCAUCAUGAAGCUCAGCGACGGUCUCUUCCUCACCACCGCCCAGCAGAUCGCCAAGGAGUACCCCCACAUCGAGUUCGACGCCGAGCUCCUCGACAACACCUGCCUCCGCAUGACCACCGACCCCGUCCCCUACAACGACAAGGUUCUCGUCAUGCCUAACCUCUACGGUGACAUUCUCUCCGACAUGUGCGCCGGCCUCAUCGGCGGUCUCGGCCUCACCCCCUCGGGUAACAUGGGUGACGAGGUCUCCAUCUUCGAGGCCGUCCACGGCUCCGCUCCCGAUAUUGCCGGCCAGAACAAGGCGAACCCCACCGCGCUCCUUCUCAGCUCCAUCAUGAUGCUGCGACACAUGGGUCUUACUGAGCAUGCCGUCCGCAUCGAGAAGGCUAUCUUCGAUACCCUUGCUGAGGGUAAGAGCCUUACUGGUGAUCUUGGUGGCAAGGCCUCUACUUCGCAGUAUGCCGAUGCCAUUAUUGCCAAGCUCUAA